Molecule: messenger RNA, 1136 nt
Organism: Truncatella angustata
Lineage: Eukaryota; Fungi; Ascomycota; Sordariomycetes; Amphisphaeriales; Sporocadaceae
Exons: 2
Coding region: 148-909 (253 amino acids)
Molecular function (GO): gamma-glutamylcyclotransferase activity
Source: RefSeq, a predicted model, not a curated record
GGCUACCGGUGGCCAUCCUUCCCGGCGCAUGACUUCCGCCAACGGAAAAGUUGGUUAUGUUUCCUUUCAAUCAUGUAAUCUACCUCGCUAGGGAGUUUCUCAAGUCAAAUUAAUCCUUACAUCUGUGACAAUCUUACCCUUCAAAACAUGCUCGUUGUGCAAACACUACCACCACCCACGUCAAAUACUUGGUACUUGGCAUAUGGGUCGAAUCUCAGCGCGGCUAAGUUCAUUCACGACCGUGGAAUAGUACCACUUGACACUGCCACGGUCACAGUCCCAGGAUGGAUACUUACAUUGGAUAGCGCUGGUUUUCCUUAUUCUGAGCCGGCUUUUGGAAGCAUAACGCCUAUCCAGGAGACAAGGAAGGAGAAGGCUGUGCAAUUGAUAGGUACCGCAUACCAACUCACACCUGAAAUGUACGCAAAGGUCCUCGCAUCGGAAGGAGGCGGUAUCGCCUACGCUGAGGUUGAAGUAAGGGCUGAGCUGGUAACACAAGACGCGGCGGAGUAUGCUCAGGGCGAGGCCACUACUUUCCCAACGAGAUCUCUAGUCACGCUCUUACGUAAUGAAGCGAGACCAAGUUCCCGAUACAUGGGCAUACUCCGGACAGGAGCCAGCGAGUCUGAUAUGCCUAUCGCAUACCAGAAAUUUCUGGCUGAAAUACCGGUAUAUCAUCCGCCUACCAGGCUUCGGCAAUCCAUAGGUGCUGCCAUCUUUCUAAGCUUUUGGCGGCCAGUUAUGUCAACGAUGGAGAAAAUCACCAAGGCAAGUGUCAAAGGGAGUAAGACGGGAGAUGCGCCUAGGUGGGUUGUGAUUAUCGUGCGAGCCGCUGUAGUUAUCAUGUGGUUGCACCAUGAUUUAAUACAUGCGCCAAUUUGGGGAAGAGGCGAUGGGCUCGAAAAUUAGUUACUAUGUUGAUUUUGUUCUUAAUGCAUCAAAAUACCAAAUAACUAUACCUCUGUUUGGCAGACAAUUGCCUCCUGAACUUGAUAUGUCCACAAGUUAUACUAAUAUGACCACUCAAACUAGAUCGCUAUUGUUCUGAUAGAAAACUAAGCAACGAACCUCAACACUUUCCCGUGGUUGGGCUCCAGGUACUGCGUCCGGAUGUGGGAAAGCGCAAUGAGCGCACA